ACAAAGGCCCAAAUGUGGUUGACGUCCAUAGAGACUAUUUUCCGGUACAUGAAGUGCCCAGAAGACCAGAAGGUGCAGUGUGCAGUCUUCUUCUUGGAGGACCGAGGCACCGCCUGGUGGGAGACCGCUGAGAGAAUGCUGGGGGGCGAUGUCAGUAAGAUAACUUGGGAGCAGUUCAAGGAGAACUUCUAUGCUAAGUUCUUCUCUGCCAAUGUGAAGCACGCCAAGCUGCAAGAGUUCCUAAACUUGGAGCAAGGCGACAUGACGGUGGAGCAGUACGACGCCGAGUUCGAUAUGCUGUCCCGCUUUGCUCCCGAUAUGGUAAGGGAUGAGGCUGCCAGGACGGAGAAAUUCGUUAGAGGACUCAGGCUAGACAUUCAGGGCAUUGUCAGAGCUCUCCGCCCAGCCACGCAUGCUGAUGCACUACGUAUAGCACUGGAUUUGAGCCUGCCUGAGAGAGCCGAUUCGUCUAAGGCUGCCGGCAGAGGGUCAGCCUUGGGACAAAAGAGAAAGGUUGAGACGCAGCCUGACGUAGCACCGCAGCGAACACUGAGAUCAGGAGGUGUUUUCCAGAGACACCGACGGGAGCUGGCAGCAGCCGGGAGGACGCUGAGAGAGCUACCCGCUUGUACUACCUGUGGGAGAGUCCACGGAGGUCGUUGUUUGGCUGGAAGUGGAGUCUGUUUCAGAUGUAGACAGCCGGGGCAUACUGCUGAUGUGUGUCCUCGGAAACCCUUUGAGACGACACCGCCCCAGCCUUCUGCGGCCCAGCAGGGGAGAGUUUUCGCCACUACCCGGCAGGAGGCCGAGCGAGCUGGCACAGUGGUGACAGGUAGAGGACGAGGCAAGGGCAAGGGCAAGCUGGCGAGCGACCCGAAGUGACCGUGGAGGGCCAUAGGGACUACUGCUUCCGC
Molecule: messenger RNA, 914 nt
Organism: Cucumis melo (muskmelon)
Lineage: Eukaryota; Viridiplantae; Streptophyta; Magnoliopsida; Cucurbitales; Cucurbitaceae
Exons: 2
Coding region: 13-882 (289 amino acids)
Molecular function (GO): nucleic acid binding; zinc ion binding
Source: RefSeq, a predicted model, not a curated record